Pseudomyrmex gracilis is the source of this 724-nucleotide messenger RNA. RefSeq names its product 39S ribosomal protein L17, mitochondrial (gene mRpL17). Lineage: Eukaryota; Metazoa; Arthropoda; Insecta; Hymenoptera; Formicidae. The transcript has 4 exons. Gene Ontology annotation, molecular function: structural constituent of ribosome. Gene Ontology annotation, cellular component: mitochondrial large ribosomal subunit; ribosome. Bases 133 to 702 code for a protein of 189 amino acids. Gene Ontology annotation, biological process: translation. The record is from RefSeq and is a predicted model, not a curated record.
AGGUCCAAGAGCCACAAGCGCACCAAACCAAACCAACAGAUCUAUACAUAGUUGCUGUGUUCCAAAUUUCAUUGUCAAUACUGAACAUCUACAAUAAACGUCACGUAAACUUAUAAACUUCGCAAAGAAAAGAUGAGACCACCAAUAGUGAGAAAACAACAAGCAGCAAAGCUGGAAAAAUUGGUAUCCAAAUUGAGAUACAAUAUCAAACCACCUCGGAAGUUAAAAAAUCCAGAAGGUCCAGUAGGUCGUAUUCGGAAAAUUCAGAAAACUCUGACAGCGUUGAUUAAAUACGAACGACUUGAGUUAAAUUACGGAAAAGCUGACGAAACCAGAGGAUAUGUUGAUCAGUUGAUUUUUGAAGCAAUUCGCCAUGGACCUACACACAAAGAGACAAUGGAUAUGGCCAACUUUUGGAUACUAGAAAAACAAUAUGUACAUAAACUGUUCAAAGUUCUUGUACCAAGAUAUCAAAAUUAUAGUACUUCUUUCACCAGACUUUUGAAGGCGCCAAAUCUGUAUCCCAUGGGUCAUUAUCAAUUUGAAAGGUCAAUUUUAGAACUCAAAGGUAACGUUUAUCCGAGUUUAUGCCUAAGUAAUCCAUAUAAACACAAUUUACUUCACAACGUGCUACUUGCUGCAGCAAUGAAAGAAUACCGAAUAGAAAAAUAUAAAGAAAUUGCAGAUAAUAUAAAGCAGUAAAUAAAAAAAAAGUAGCAGAUAA